This is a messenger RNA of Alosa alosa (allis shad), 3040 nucleotides long. It is a transcript of the gene ddx20, whose product is annotated as DEAD (Asp-Glu-Ala-Asp) box polypeptide 20. Gene Ontology annotation, cellular component: SMN complex. Gene Ontology annotation, molecular function: RNA helicase activity; ATP binding; RNA binding. The record is from RefSeq and is a predicted model, not a curated record. The transcript has 10 exons. Gene Ontology annotation, biological process: spliceosomal snRNP assembly. The coding region runs from base 23 to 2401 and encodes 792 amino acids. Lineage: Eukaryota; Metazoa; Chordata; Actinopteri; Clupeiformes; Clupeidae.
AAGAACGAAAUUUAAUUGAAACAUGGCUGCCUCCUGCAUGAAGAAGGCAGCGCAUGAAAUCGAGUCUCGUAAACGGACUGAUGAUGUGUUGCUGUCGGAGGACAUCGAGUUCAGCUCGCUGCUGCUGUCUCCGCUGGUGCUCCAGGGCUUGUCAUCCGCUGGGUUCCAGAAACCGUCACCGAUUCAGCUGAAAGCCAUUCCACUGGGCCGAUGUGGACUAGACCUGAUUGUCCAGGCAAAGUCGGGCACUGGGAAGACGUGUGUGUUCGCCACCAUCGCCUUGGACUCCCUCCUCCCAGAGAACCCAGGGCCGCAGGUGCUGGUUCUGGCUCCAACUCGGGAGAUAGCGGUCCAGAUCCAUUCGGUUGUCAUGGCGAUCGGCAGUGCCAUCGAGGGCUUAGAGUGCCAUGUGUUCAUCGGGGGCACGCCAGUGAGUCAGGAUAAGAUUCGCCUUAAGAAGUGCCACAUCGCCGUCGGCUCGCCAGGUCGUAUUAAGCAGCUGAUUGAGAUUGGUGUUUUGUCCACGGCGAGCAUCAGGUUGUUUGUUCUGGACGAGGCUGACAAAUUACUGGAGGAAGGCAGCUUUCAGGAGCAGAUCAAUUGGAUCUUCUCCUCUUUGCCAGUGAAUAAACAGAUGCUCGCUCUGUCUGCCACCUACCCAGAAUCCUUAGCGCAGCACCUGACGCGCUACAUGCGUGAACCCACCUUCGUGCGCCUCAACCCCACAGACCCAGGACUUAUCGGUCUAAAGCAGUACUACCGCCUGGUGCCCACCCAUCCGCUGCCCCAUAAGGUGUUUGAGGAGAAGGUCCAGCACCUGCUGGACCUCUACAGCAAGGUUCCCUUCAACCAGUCGCUGGUCUUCUCCAACCUGCACAGCCGGGCCCAGCAGCUGGCUGAUGUCCUGUCCUCUAAGGGUCUUCCUGCUGUGUGCAUCUCCAGCAGUCUCACACAGGACCAGAGACUGGACGCCAUGUCCAAACUCAGACACUACCAGUGCAGAGUGCUCAUCUCCACAGACCUGACGUCUCGUGGGAUAGAUGCGGAAAAGGUGAACUUGGUGGUGAACCUGGAUGUACCGCAGGACUGGGAAACGUACAUGCACCGUAUUGGCCGCGCAGGACGCUUCGGCACACAUGGACUGGCCGUUACAUACUGUUGCUAUGGUGAGGAGGAGAAUAAGAUGAUGAUGAUUGCCCAGAAGUGCAGCCUCAACAUUACAGCAUUGCCAGACCCGAUCCCUGCCGGUCUGAUGGAGGAGCGUUGUGACUGGGACAUCACCAUCCAGCCCCCCCACAAAGACGACCUGUCCACCCUGUCCCUCCCCAGGAAGAAGAAAUCCCCCAAGCACACAGACCAAGCCAGCCCCUCCCAUCACACCGCCGCAGAGCAGGUAACAAGCACAGCAACCGUGGAGCAGCACUCAGACGGCCCAAUCAGGAAACAGCACUCAGACGGCCCAAUCAGGAAUCUGCACACUGCUCAUAUAGGGGCUGUGAGCAGACCAAAGAAAGCCCCGCCCCCGUCUCGCCCCGAGUCCCAGGCUGGAGGCGUGUCCUCCCCUGCCCCCGCCCCCACCUCACGCCAGCGUCUCCAGGACGCCCUCCCCAAGAUCCCGCCCCUGCCCUCCUUCAAGCCGCGGCGUGCCGAGCGCAUAAGCCUGCAGGACGCCGCACGCGACUUCCAGCGCUUCAUCACGGGAGGGCCUGGACGGAGCGUGGAGGUGGUGCGGCAGUUCCGGGGGCGUGCGGCCGACGGGCAGGACGAUGUCGCCGCCGACGGAGUGGCAGAGCUGCGGGACGAGACGUUAGUGUUGCACGACGAUGAGCGGCCUGCGGUGCGCUUACAGGGGAGGAGGAGGAUGACCUCUGACCCCUCUAGCCCCGUCUCCUCCUCCUCCAGCUCAGAGUCCGACAUGGAGACGGAGCAGAAAGGGACGUCGCUACCGCCGCAGAAAGUUCCACCAGCACGGGGCAGCCGCAACAUCACGCGCCGGCCGACUGGACCAAUCAAAACCGAGCCCAUGCAGGAAGCACACGCCUCCAAACACCACAGCCAAUCCCCUCAACCCACCACUGCACCCCCCAGACACCUACGUCCUCCGCCACCUCCACAUGCACGAGGCAGACCCUUGACCUCCCCAGCCCAGAGAGGAGGCUCUUCGAGGGGGAGAGCCAGGCGUCAGGACCCCCUGCGGAUGCCCCCUGCGGAGCUGGAGGAGGAGGAAGAUGAUGAAGAAGAGGAGGCGCAGGACUACUGGGGGAGGAGCUACUCCAGGGCCUGGAAGCAGUACUACAGCUCCGCCCCUCCUCCCUACAGACACGCCUACAGCUCCGCCCACGCAUGGAUGGCAGCCUAUCGCAUGAGCAGCAUCUACAUGCAGGAGAUGAUGAAACCAUAGCAACACCUCUCUCUAUCCUCUCCUCAUCUCUCUCCUCUCCUCCUCUCUAUCCCCCUCUCCUCCUCCUCUCCUCUCUCUCCUCCUCUCUAUCCCUCUCUCCUCUUCCUUUCUUCUCCGCUCCUCCUUUCCUCCUCUCCUCUGUGUCCCCCUCUCCUCCCUCAUCACAUAAAGAGCAUCUACAGACUGGCAGGUGUGCAGACACACAGCAGUGAUCCUGUUCUCCUCUCCUCUCCUCCCUCCCCCUCUCUUUUCCUCUAUCGUCCUAUCCUCUAUCAUUCCCUGUCCUCGCUGUGCCGCUCUCCUCUAUCCUCUUCUGCUCUCUCUAUCCUCUCUUCUCAUCUCCUCUCUAUCCUCUAUCCUAUCUUCUCUCUCUAUCCUCCACUCCUCUCUAUCCUCUAUCCUACACUCCUCUGCUCUCCUCUCAACAGCAAUGCCGUUUUUACCAGUCUCCUCUGGUACUGCAGGUUAAGAUGUGUUGUGUUUUCUGUAUAUUUUUUUAGUGUGGGUGUGUGUGUGCGUGUGCAAGCAUGUGUUAAGCAAGUCAGUGCUUUUGAGUAAACACACAGAGUUGUAAACAGAUGUAAGGUGUUUUACAUGUGCGUGAACGAGUUCUUUAUAAUAAAAUGAAUGAUCAGCUCU